AUGGUGUUUCAUUUUGACAAGGAUGAGACGUUAAAUCAUGAAACUCUGAUACCCUUUGACAAGCCCCAAAAGUUACGGACACUUUACUUGCAUCAUCAUGAUGAUCAAUAUUAUCAUUAUGGUAAGUUGGAAAUUAGUGCUGGAUUCGUCUCACCUUUGCAAGGCUUGCGAGUGUUACAGUUGAGAUGCUUAGGAAUGAGGAAAGUGCCGAAUUGCAUAGGUUACCAGCUGCAACAAUUAAGGUACCUUGACCUCUCCGAGAAUCCUUUCAGAGCACUUCCUAAUUCUAUUUGUAGGUCAUAUAAUCUGCAAGCAUUAAGACUUGGGGGUUGUCGUUGCUUUAGAAAGUGGCCCAGGGAUGUGACAAAAUUGGUUAGCCUUAGACAUCUUGAGUUGCGGAAGUGUGAAAGGAUACAAUACAUGCCACGUGGGUUGCGGCAGUUGUCUUCUCUUCAGACUUUGGAAUAUUUCGUUGUCGUGGCGGCGGGGGAAAGGAAAAAGGCUGCUGCUGCUGGGAUUGGGGAGUUGCAUGGCCUAAACCACGAGCUUCGAGGAAAACUAGUCAUCCGAAGGCUUGGAGAGGUGAGAGAUGCCAUAGAUGCCGAGGAAGCAAACUUGAACGACAAGUCGGAGCUUCAAUCUUUGGAAUUGAAUUGGGAAAGCCAUAGUGGAAGGGGAAGAUGUCUAGAAGACGAAAAACGACGGAUUCGAGUGUUGGAGAAUCUCCAGCCGCACCCAAAUCUUAAGGAGUUGGUAAUUAAAUAUUACGUAGGCAUCGAGAUGCCACUUUGGACGCUCUCUUCUUCCCUGCUCCCACAUCUAACGGAACUUAAGCUCUGGCGUUGUUAUAAUCUUAAAUGUUUGCCACUAAUUGGCGAAUUCCCUUGCCUUAAGAAUCUCCAAUUAGAUAGUUUGAAAUCCGUGGAGUCAAUAUGCAAUAAAGUGGUGGAGAUGAUGGGAAACAAUAAUGGAGGAGGAGAAGGAAAACCAUUGGUACUAUUUCCAUCGCUAGAAAAACUUGAUCUAAUAAAUAUGCCAAAUCUGGAGAGAUGGACAAUCUCAGUAGAAGCGGCAACGAUGACGGGAUUAACUGAGGAAGAGGAGAAGCACGAAGGAGAAGAAGAAUCGGUAGCAGCAGCGGCAGAAGAAGAAGAAGCACAAAAUAAUAAUUUGCAUUUGCUAUCUUCGAGUUUUCCUCGUCUCACCCACUUGACUUUCAGCUUUUGCAAUAAGCUGACAACAGUGCCAAUUCUUUCGGUGGGAGGAAUAAACCAUCUAACCUCUCUUCAAACAUUGAGAAUCGAUGGUCCUGAAAAUAUAUUGGCGUCUCUGCUUGAUUGCCCUGCUCCAGCAACACUAGAAAGGCUAAACAUCAGUGACUGUCCUAAUCUGGUGAGAUUUUCAGACUGCUUCAUUGAGCAUCUCAAGUCACUUUCUGAGCUUAGAGUUUCAGGUUGUGAGAAGUUGACAUCUUUACCGGAAGGGAUUCGACACCUUAUUAAAUUGAAACUGCUACGAAUUAUCGACUGUUCAGCCUUGACAACAUUACCGGUGGGUUUGGGAAUUCUUUCAUCACUUGAAAAGCUUGAGAUUUGGGGUUGCUCUAAUUUAUCGUCUCUGCCAGAAGGGAUUCAGCACCUGACUGCACUUAAAAAGCUGGAAAUUCAGACAUGUCCAGGUCUAAAGACGUUACCGGAGGGCUUGGGAAGUCUUUCAUCACUUGAAGAGCUUGGGAUUCAGGAUUGCUCUAAUUUAUCGUCUCUGCCAGAAGGAAUUCAGCACCUGACUGCACUUAAAAAGCUGGAAAUUGAGAUAUGUCCAGGUCUGAAGACGUUACCGGAGGGCUUGGGAAGUCUCUCAUCGCUUGAAAAGCUUACGAUUUGGGGUUGCUCUAAUUUAUCGUCUCUACGAGAAGGGAUUCAGCACCUCACUGCACUAAAUACUCUGAAAAUUAUAAGCUGUCCAGGUCUGAAGACGUUACCGGAGGGCUUGGGAAGUCUCUCAUCCCUUGAAGAGCUCUGGAUUGACGAUUGCUCUAAUUUAUCGUCUCUGCCCGAAGGAAUUCAACACUUGACUGCACUUAAAAUGCUCUUGAUUGAGGAUUGCUCUAAUUUAUCAUCUUUGCCAAUAGGGAUUCAGCAACUCGAAUCUCGUGGUGUACUUGGGAUUUCAAAUUGUCCUAAACUGUCUUGGAGGCAUUUCCUAAGGUCUCUUCCAAAAAGAUUAUCGUAGA
Messenger RNA from Telopea speciosissima, 2233 nucleotides. RefSeq names its product putative disease resistance protein RGA3. Gene Ontology annotation, molecular function: protein binding. NCBI's taxonomy places the organism in Eukaryota, Viridiplantae, Streptophyta, Magnoliopsida, Proteales, Proteaceae. The record is from RefSeq and is a predicted model, not a curated record. Bases 1 to 2232 code for a protein of 743 amino acids. The transcript has a single exon.